Messenger RNA from Eimeria tenella, 300 nucleotides. RefSeq lists its product as uncharacterized. The record is from RefSeq and is a predicted model, not a curated record. The annotation marks the transcript as partial. The transcript has a single exon. NCBI's taxonomy places the organism in Eukaryota, Apicomplexa, Conoidasida, Eucoccidiorida, Eimeriidae.
AUGCAGCAGCAGCACGCAGCAGCACGCAGCAGGAGCAGCAGCAGCAGCAGCCCUGACUUGCUGCCUGCCCUCUUUUUGCUGCUGCACAGCUUGAGGCCCUCAGCCACCGUCUCAGCAGCCGCCCCCGCAGCAGCAGCAGCAGAUGCAGCAGCAGCAGCAACAGCAGCAGCGCAGCAGGAAGCUCUUUUGGCGGCGCCAAGCCGCCAGCGACGGAGGACCGCGGGGUAUCGCAGACGCUGCAGCUGCCGUCUGAAAGACAGCAGCAGCAGCAGCAGCAGCAGCAGCAGAAUGGGACUUGGA